AAUCGGCACGAAAGGCGCUUUGGAAGAAUUGAAGCCAUUGUUUCAUUCUUACCACCAUCUGAAACUAUUGAUCCGAAUAACCAAAUGCAAGAUGCUUUAAAAAUAUCAAGACUUUUAAGGCAUGACGAAUUAGGAAUUUAUUGUAGUAAAGAUAGAAGUCUUCGAGGUCAUAAAGAACUCUGGAUGAUCAAAGAGGAUUAUCAGAUUGUUUCACCUAUUCAUAUCCUAAAACAUGUUUUUAUAUAG
Messenger RNA from Racocetra fulgida, 246 nucleotides. The record is from the annotation of a GenBank genome assembly. Lineage: Eukaryota; Fungi; Glomeromycota; Glomeromycetes; Diversisporales; Gigasporaceae.